UCUGAUUACAGAGACGCGGAGACCAUCACAGAUGUGUGCAACAGCACCGAACUGCCAGAAUUUGAGAUCAUCAGCCUGCUGGAGGAGCAGCUGCCAGUUUAUCGCUUGCGCGCAGACACCGUCUACGGGUACGACCAGGAUGACUGGCUGCACACGCCCCUGCUGGCGGCCGACGUCCCGCUCGACCUGACAACUGAGCAGAUAGACGAGACCCUCAAAUACUUCUUGCUCUGUGCAGACAGAGUGGGCCAGAUGACGAAGACCUUUAGUGACAUUGACGCCAUCACACGUCUUCUGGAGGAGAAAGAGAGAGAUCUGGAGUUGGCUGCAAAGAUCGGUCAGUCUCUCCUGAAGAAGAAUCGAAUCCUCACUGAGCACAAUGACUACCUAGAAGAGCAAGUGGGACAAAUCACAGAAGAGGUGGCCCAGCUGCACCAUGAGUUGAACCUGAAGGAUGAGCUGCUGCAGUUUUACACAAACGCGGCCGAGGAGAGCGAGGAUGAGUCCGGUGGAUCCCCAACGUCAGCAUUUUUAGUCCUCUCAUCACGCAUUAAUGCUUCAUUUACAUUGGAUGCUGCAGCCGGAGGCUUUCUGAGCGACACCCUGCAGAGGAAACUAAAGGAACUGGAAGAAGAAAACCUGUCGUUGCGCUCAGAGGCGAGCCAUCUCAAAUCUGAAACCGAGACGUAUGAGGAGAAGGAGCAGCAGCUUGUCAAUGACUGUGUGAAGGAACUCAAAUUGUCCAGUCUGCAGAUCUCUACCAUAGCGGAGGAACUCGCUCGCAAAACUGACGAUGCCUCCCGACAGCAAGAGGAGAUUACGCACCUCCUCUCUCAGAUUGUCGACUUGCAAAAGAAAGCCAAGUCUUUUGCCGUGGAGAACGAAGAGCUCUCUCAGCAUCUGAUGGCGGCCAAAGAUGCGCAAAGACAACUGACCGCAGAGCUGCAAGAAUUAGAGGAGAAGUACUCAGAGUGCAUCGAAAUGCUGCACGAAGCACAGGAGGAGCUGAAGAACUUAAGGAACAGAAACUAUACAGUGGGAACGCCCAGACGCUUUCAUCCACUUGGAUUGUACCCGAUGGAUUCCCUAGCUGCCGAAAUUGAAGGAACAAUGAGAAAGGAGCUGAGUCUGGAGGACCCCGAUUGCGAGCAGCAAAAGGUCCAUCGUAAGCGCGUUUUCGAGACGGUCAAGAACGUGAACCAGACGGUGCGUCAGCGCUCCCUGACGCCAACAAGUGCCAACAUUCCGGGCUCCAAUCAGUCCUUGUCCUCCCGAACAUCUCCCAUGUCCAGUGGGUUGACCAGCCCUCACUCCAGCCUGGGUGGAGGCGACCUGGGCGGAGACGGCGUCAACCUCGACAACCGCACGCAGAGCAUCCUCAUGGAGACGGCGUCCAUUCAGGAGAGGAACGGAGACGGGCGAGAAAAGAAGGCGAGCGGAGCUGAGGAUUUGCGUAUAGCCCUCCGCCGCCUGUCCCUGCGCCGACAAAAUAACCUAAGCGAAAGGCGCUUUUUCGAGGAGGAGCGGGAGCGCCGGCAAGGCGGUGGCCUCCCCGUAGGCCACAGUAGCGUCGUGACCCCUUCAGAAAGCAUCAUGUCUCUGGGGAACCUCCACCUAUGGGCCUCCAGAGGGCCCUACCUACCUGAUAAACUGCAGAUUGUCAAGCCACUCGAAGGCUCGGCCACCCUGCAUCACUGGCAGCAAUUAGCGCAACCGCACCUCGGGGUAAUUUUGGAUGCCAGGCCGGGGGUCGUGUCAAAAGGAUACAGACCCCUCGAGCUAGAGCUCGAACAGGUGUAUUCAUGGGGCAGCUUUGAGGAAGACGAAGCAGGAGAACAGUACUUCCAAAACCUACCCACCACCUCGUCUUCGGCCUCCCCGGCUGUAACCUCCUCAAGUCUGGGGCAGCCCUCGCCACACUUGGCUCCUCCUUCGCCACCAUCGCCGUCCCCGUCGCCACAUCUCAGCAACACUGACGCACUGGCUGCAUACUAUCCAGGUAAAUGCAUGGCCCAUACAAGCUCCACCUACACCUUCACCACGUGCCGCAUCCUGCAUCCGACGGACGAGCAGACGCGGGUGACACCCAGUUUGAACGCCAUCCCCGCGUCUUCCUCAUGUGUGAUGACCAGCUCGUUAUUGGGAACGCCCGCUGCUACACCCUGCACACCCCGCAGGCUUAGUUUAAGACCCUCUGAAUCGUCAACAAAUCUCAGAGAUGCCACACGUACCACCAGCACCUCCCUGGGCCUUGUCCGCCUUCUUCAGGAGAGAGGGAUCUCUGCAGCAAUGUAUCACCAGAGUCGGGGACUUGAUGCCAGUCAAGCCAAUGAAGGGGUUUUAUUCAGCACUUCCAUUACUCCCAACAGACCACCCGACCCUGACCCAUUGCGCCCCUCCACCCCUCCGAACUCCCCCACGGCUCAAGGGACUUCAGCAGUAGCGACUUCAAUGGGAUUUGAUUUUAAAAGUCCCUCUUAUGACAACUUCCUGGCCUCCAAGCCAGCACGUUCCAUUCUGAAGGAAGUGACGGGGGGAAUGAGAGGCCGACAGAGGGGACGCGACUGUGAGAGUCAGACUGACGUGAGUGUAACCGUGCAUAACCUCAACCUACUGGAUAAGGUCAAACGGCUCGGGGUGGCCGGUGCGGCAGGAGGCAGAGCGGUCAGUCCGGGCCCUAUUCUUGGUGGGCCUCUGGGUGGACUGCGCAGGUCUGGCUCCCCCUUCGGGCCAGAUGGGAUGAGAAGGAACAGAAGUUAUCCAGCCAGCAUGGCCAUGAAAGCUCCAGGUCCCCCCGAGUAG
Molecule: messenger RNA, 2802 nt
Organism: Nerophis lumbriciformis (worm pipefish)
Lineage: Eukaryota; Metazoa; Chordata; Actinopteri; Syngnathiformes; Syngnathidae
Source: RefSeq, a predicted model, not a curated record